AAACCAGCCACGCCCUCACUGAACACCCCAAACCAGCCAUCCCCCACUGAACACCCCAAACCAAGCACUCCACACCCCCAACACACACCACUCACCCUGUACCAGCCCAUUCAGGCACCCCAUUCUGGACAUCCCAAUUUCAAGCACCUCACAGUGGUACCAGGCACCCUGUCCCAAUGAUCCCACACCAGACAUGCCUUGCUGGGCAUCCUGUGGUGGACACUGUGCCCUGGACACCCCACCCUGUGCCAUGUCCCCCAUACCAGGCACCCUAUGCCCUGCCCUCCAUGCUGUGCACGCCCUGUCCUUGUCCCCAGGGUCCCUGUCACCCCAUAUCUCUCCCCCCAGGCCGUGUCCUGCAGUGACAGAGCACCUCAAUGCCAUGCCCCCUAUGUUUGCACCCCGUGUCCCCAUCCCCAGGGUCCUUGUCAUCCUGUGUCUCCCCCCAGGCCGUGUGCUGCGGUGAUGGGCAGCACUGUUGUCCCCAGGGCACCACCUGCGACCUGAUCCACUCCACCUGCACCUCCCUGGGGGGCUCUGCACUCCUGGCAGCCCUGCCCACAGCUCGUGACGUCAAGUGUGACGAGGAGACGAGCUGUCCCGAUGGGAACACGUGCUGCCGGCUCAGCUCAGGGGCCUGGGGCUGCUGCCCCCUCGAGCAGGCCGUCUGCUGCCCCGACCACGUUCACUGCUGCCCCCAGGGCUACACCUGCGACCCCGAGGGGGGCAGCUGCCUGCAGGGUGGGGGCACCCGCCAGCCCUGGGUGCGCAAGACCCCGGCGCUGCCCCGGGAGGGACAGGUGACCUCGGGGGAUGUCAAAUGCGAUGAAGAGACGAGCUGUCCUGAUGGCAGCACCUGCUGCAGGCUGAGCCUGGGCACCUGGGGCUGCUGCCCCCUCGAGCAG
Molecule: messenger RNA, 905 nt
Organism: Cyanistes caeruleus (blue tit)
Lineage: Eukaryota; Metazoa; Chordata; Aves; Passeriformes; Paridae
Source: RefSeq, a predicted model, not a curated record